Messenger RNA from Brassicogethes aeneus, 1213 nucleotides. NCBI's taxonomy places the organism in Eukaryota, Metazoa, Arthropoda, Insecta, Coleoptera, Nitidulidae. The record is from the annotation of a GenBank genome assembly.
UUCGAAUUUAUUAUGAGAUCUUGUAAUUGUUUAAAUAUUGAAAUAGAAGCAGAAGGCAAUGUCUUUGAUAAAGUUAAUGAAGAUUGUCUUAAUUUAAAUGAGGAUGAAAAGAAAGAAAGCUUUUUUAAACAGGAUAUACAGAAGGUUAAAAAGUUGGUUAAUAUAAACAAGGCGAUUUCUGGACUUGUUCAAACAAAAAUUGUUGGGUCAUGGUUAAUAAACAGAUGCGUUAAUUGCGAUGUGGAAACUCAUGCUGUUCAUAGAGAGGAAGGAGCGGCUUGUGUUUUAAUAAAUUCACACCUUUUGGAAAUGGAUGCAGUUUUAAAAUUGAAAUCAAGUGGAUUAGUUUCUUCUAUUUACAAUAUAGUUAUUUAUCCAAACAAUAUUGAAACUGGGGAUAGUUUAAUUCAGACAUAUCUGUUUUCACCUGAAACUCAACAAACAAUUAAAAGUAUUGGACAAGUUGUUUCUGAAGUUUUAAGGAAAGAAACAUUAGCGACAGAAGACAGGAUACGAAAGUAUAAAGAAAAACAAUAUGACUUAUUAAAUAGAUUAAAAGAUCAAGCAUUUAAGGAGCAGCAAUCUUUGGUUAGUGUUGCACGCAUUAAAUUAAAUAAUAUAUUUGAAAGUACACAUCUUAAUUCAAGAAACAUAAAAGUAGAAACCACGCCAAAAAUGGUAAAUUUGUCAACAAAUAAACAAGCACCUUCAACAGUUUUGCCAUUAAAAUUUACACCAAAGAGGCAAAAAAGUACCACAAUUUCACAUGCAGCGUCUUUUGAUUCAGAAGGAUUAUUCGAAUUUGAAGAGAUUGAUGAGGCUAUUAAUGUACAAAAUUCUGAUUUAGAAGAAAGUGAUAAGGAAGGAAAAGACGAAUCUACUAAGAUAAAUCGGUGUAGAUCUGGAAGUAUAAGCAUAGCAAAAUCUUUACCAGUCAAUAUACCAACCUUUUUAAGUUCAGAACGAUUUGAAGAUAAUAAAGAUAUUGAAGAAAACCUAAUGCUACAACAACCAAUUAAUAUAGCUGCAAACAUUCAAGCUCUGGCUAAAAGUGUUCACGGAGAUGCUGUUUUUGGAGAUUUGCCAAGACCUAGAUUUAGUAUGCAGUAUUAAGUGUGAUGCUGAUAAAUCUUAUUGUCAACCAAAUGGUUUUUUAUAUGACAUGCUUUAGAUUUUAGGUAUAAUGAUUUGUAACACAAUACAUAUAAAAAAU